This is a messenger RNA of Culicoides brevitarsis, 1499 nucleotides long. RefSeq names its product bystin (gene bys). The transcript has 3 exons. Lineage: Eukaryota; Metazoa; Arthropoda; Insecta; Diptera; Ceratopogonidae. Gene Ontology annotation, molecular function: snoRNA binding. The coding region runs from base 97 to 1431 and encodes 444 amino acids. The record is from RefSeq and is a predicted model, not a curated record. Gene Ontology annotation, cellular component: nucleolus; cytoplasm; preribosome, small subunit precursor. Gene Ontology annotation, biological process: rRNA processing.
ACUUACAUUAAGGUUAGAGUAGUUCACGAGGUUCUAACAAUUGAAAAAAAAUUUAUAUUUUUAUAUUUAAAAUUUAUAUAAGAACAUUUCGGAAAUAUGGGAAAAUCGAAAAAAGGAAGACUAGGAUUUCCCGAGAAACAAAGUUUAGCAGAUCAAAUAAUUGAUGGACGAGUAGUGAAAGGAAAAACUCGUAAUAAAAUUCGACUUAGACACGAUGAAGAUGAACUAGUUAUAGAUCCUAAAACAACCAGCAAAAUUUUGCGUGUUGCUCAGAAACAAAGAGCAGAAUUGGAACUAGAAGAGUUCGGUCCCACUCCAGGUGAAGCAAAAGCAGCAGGAUUGUAUGAUGAAAAGCAAAAAAGAAAUGGGUUUUCGGACUCCGACACAGACAAUGAAGACGAAGAAGAACGAGAUUACGACGAAAAUGAUUUCAAUGAUAAACUGCAAUUAAAUAUUGAAGAUGAAAAGGCAAUCAAAAUGUUUGAAAACAAAAAUGCUGUAAAGGGAAAAACCUUGGCAGAAAUCAUAAUGGAAAAGUUUGCGGAAAAGAAAGCAAUGGUUGAUGAUGCUUUUUCGGAUGUCGGCUCUGUAAAGGUUGAGGAUAUUGAUCCGCGUAUAAAGGAAAUGUACGAAGGUGUCAGAGAUGUCAUGAAACGUUAUCGAAGUGGAAAAGUUCCUAAAGCCUUUAAGAUUAUACCAAAACUACGAAACUGGGAGCAAAUACUUCAUAUUACAGAGCCAGACAACUGGUCCGCAGCCGCUAUGUUUCAGGCAACCCGUAUAUUCUCAUCUGGUUUAACGCAACAAAUGGCUCAAAGAUUUUACAACUUGGUCUUACUUCCCCGAAUCAGAGAUGACCUGGCAGAGUAUCAAAAAUUGAAUUCAUAUCUUUAUAGGGCUCUACAAAAAUCUUUAUUUAAACCUGCAGCCUUUUUCAAGGGAAUUAUUCUCCCAUUAUUAGAAUCUGGUGAUUGUACUCUACGUGAGGCUAUCAUCAUUGGUAGCACCGUAGCGAAUAAUUCGAUUCCUGUGCUACAUUCAUCUGCAUGCUUAUUAAAAAUAUGUGAAAUGGAUUACACUGCUCCAAAUAGUAUCUUCAUGAGAUUGUUCUUUGAAAAACGAUAUGCCCUGCCAUACCGCGUUGUCGAUGCCGCCGUGUUUCAUUUUCUCCGUUUUGAACAAGAUAAACGGGAAAUGCCUACACUAUGGCAUCAUGCUCUUUUGGCUUUUGUACAGAGAUAUAAAAAUGACGUGAGUUCGGAGCAAAGGGAAGCACUUUUACGCCUGUUAAAAAAAAAAUCACAUUACAAAAUAACACCAGAAAUUCGUCGGGAAUUAUUAGCUGCUCAUUGUCGUGAUAUAGAACAGGGCGAAUCGCUAGCUAAUGAAGAAUCAUUUGAUAUUCGCUCGGAUGGUAUGGACUUGGAUUAAAUGAUUAUUAUUAAGUUUGGCUUUAUAAGUACCAUGAAUUCGAUGAAUAAAGUUUGAACAUCAAAGAG